This is a messenger RNA of Prosopis cineraria, 1203 nucleotides long. Its product is annotated as translocase of chloroplast 34-like. The transcript has 8 exons. Gene Ontology annotation, molecular function: GTP binding; protein-transporting ATPase activity. NCBI's taxonomy places the organism in Eukaryota, Viridiplantae, Streptophyta, Magnoliopsida, Fabales, Fabaceae. The record is from RefSeq and is a predicted model, not a curated record. Gene Ontology annotation, biological process: intracellular protein transport. Gene Ontology annotation, cellular component: chloroplast outer membrane. Bases 120 to 1034 code for a protein of 304 amino acids.
AAAUAACAAACCGGCUUCCAUCGAGGCAGAGAAUUAACGGAUAAACCGAUAAGGGCGCUUGCAGAAGUGCAAGAUUCUCUCUCAGCGACUAUCGUCAGGAAACAAGCCUGCUCAGGAGAAUGGGAUCUCAAGCAAUCCGUGAGUGGGCAGGAAUCAGUACAUUUGCGCCAGCUACGCAGACAAAGUUACUUGAAUUGCUGGGAAAACUUAAACAGGAGAAUGUGAACACUUUGACCAUACUUGUGAUGGGAAAAGGUGGUGUUGGAAAAUCUUCAAUAGUGAACUCCAUCAUUGGCGAAAAAGUCGUUUCUAUUAGUCCUUUUCAGUCGGAAGGACCAAGACCUGUGAUGGUAUCACGAUCAAGAGCAGGAUUUACAUUAAACAUUAUUGACACUCCUGGUCUCAUAGAAGGUGGAUACAUCAAUAUUAUGGCACUGGACAUCAUAAAAAGUUUCCUUUUGAACAAGACCAUCGAUGUGCUGCUUUAUGUGGACCGUUUGGAUGCGUAUAGAGUGGAUAACUUGGAUAAGUUGGUAUCCAAGGCUAUCACAGAUAGUUUUGGCAAAGGAAUAUGGAAGAAAGCAAUAAUAGCACUCACACAUGCUCAGUUUUCACCACCAGAUGAACUGCCUUAUGAUGAAUUCUCAUCCAGAAGAUCAGAGGCUCUCUUGAAAGUUGUUAAAUUGGGUUCCCGGAUAAAGAAAGAUGUCUCUCAGGAUUCUACCAUUCCUGUUGCGUUGGUUGAGAACAGUGGGAGAUGCAAGAAGAAUGAGAGUGAUGAAAAGGUGCUUCCAAAUGGAACUGCCUGGAUUCCUCAAUUAGUCCAAACAAUCACAGAAGUUGCAUUGAACGGAAGUGAGUCAAUUCAUGUUGACCAGAAGUUGAUUGAUGGGCCAAAUCCAAAUCAGAGAGGAAAGUUGUGGAUCCCACUCAUUUUUGUGCUGCAAUAUAUAUUCAUCAUGAAACCCAUCGAAGCAUUUAUCAAGAAGGAUAUUGCAAACGAGAGUAGGCCAUCAUGGGAGAUGGAUGAGUGAUGCAGAUUUUCGCAGAAACGAUCUACUUUUAGCUGUGUUCCUUUUUCUCUCAUGAAGUUUAGGGGGUAAUUUUUUUGGUCUCAUCUAGUUUAAAUUCAUGUAGCUUCCAGUACUCGGGAUUUAUUGACUGACCAUCUGUUUAUGGAAUCAACUUACUGGUUUCUCGUUA